AUGGAGACACCUUUAACUAAAGCAGUUGCUUUCCUUUCUGAUGUAUUGAGAAAACAUGAUUUUGAUGCUAGUGAGCAGCCUUUAAUUGUGGGAGUAAAUGGACCACAAGGAUCAGGAAAAUCAUACUUAUGUGAACAUUUACUCGGAGAAAUGUCAAAUAAAUUCCCAGACUUGAAAUUUGUGCAAUUCCUGAUGGAUGAUUUAUAUUUAAGGCAUGAAGAGCAAAGUCAAUUGACUGCUAAAAGCAUCCUGGAAGACAACAAACUCCUUCAAGGAAGAGGUUUGCCAGGUACACAUGAUAUCGACUUAGCUUUAGAGAUUUUUGACAAAUUGAAUAAGCGAGAACCAGUCCAAAUUCCAUUUUAUGAUAAAAGUCUAUUUGGUGGUGAAGGAGACCGGUCACCCAAAGAUCAAUGGAACACUGUAAAUGGUAAGGUGGAUGUAUUGAUUUUCGAGGGUUGGUUUAAUGGAUUUCUGCCAAUACCAAAUGAUAAUUUACGCUUGAAAUAUUUAAGUUCUGAUGUUGAUUAUAGUGUACUUAAGAAGCAUAGGCUUUACCAUUUGGAAGAAAUGAAUGAAACAUUAGAGCAGUACCAGAAGAUCUGGUCAAUGUUUAAUUAUUUCAUUUAUAUCAAAACGGAAUCAGUCCAAGAUGUUUAUGUGUGGAGACUUGAACAGGAACAUAAUUUGAAAAAAAUCACCGGGACAGGUAUGACCGAUGAUCAAGUGAAAGAGUUUAUUGACCGCUACAUGCCAGUCUACGAAGUGUAUUGUGAAAAAUUGUGUGAAAAGGGGUAUAUACAAGAAAAGGGACACAAUCUCGAACUCUUCAUUGACAUAAAACGAAACUUAAUCUCUUCGCAAAUACAUUAG
Messenger RNA from Hyphopichia burtonii NRRL Y-1933, 873 nucleotides. Its product is annotated as putative ATP-dependent kinase. The record is from RefSeq and is a predicted model, not a curated record. Gene Ontology annotation, cellular component: cytoplasm. Lineage: Eukaryota; Fungi; Ascomycota; Pichiomycetes; Serinales; Debaryomycetaceae. The coding region runs from base 1 to 873 and encodes 290 amino acids. The transcript has a single exon.